AUGGAGGUGAACAGUACGCUCAUCGACUGCUACGACCCGCAGCAGCCGUCGAAGGUGCUCUUUCACUUUCUCAUUCUCGAUGCGCCGUCCCCGAGCAACCUUCCGACGUACAUCAAGGAGCUGCAGCGCCGUGGCGUUCAUCAUUUGGUGCGAGUGUGCGGCCCGACCUACGAUGCAGCCCUUGUGAGGGGCGGUGGGAUUGAGGUCCACAGCUGGCCAUUCGAUGAUGGCGCCCCGCCGACCCGCGUGGUCCUUGAGAGCUGGCUGAAGUUGCUCGACACGGAGCUUGCCCGUCAGCAAGAGGACCCAUCCAAGCCCCCGCCGACCAUCGGGGUGCACUGCGUGGCGGGCCUGGGCCGCGCCCCAAUCUUGGUCGCGCUGGCGCUAGUGGAGUACGGCAACGUGUCUGCGCUAGACGCGAUCGCGCUGAUCCGCGAGAAGCGCAGGGGUGCAAUCAAUCAGACCCAGAUGCACUGGGUUACCAAGUACAAGCGCCGUCACCAGGGUGGGCACUGCGUGGUCAUGUAG
Molecule: messenger RNA, 528 nt
Organism: Leishmania braziliensis MHOM/BR/75/M2904
Lineage: Eukaryota; Euglenozoa; Kinetoplastea; Trypanosomatida; Trypanosomatidae
Product: protein tyrosine phosphatase-like protein
Exons: 1
Coding region: 1-528 (175 amino acids)
Biological process (GO): protein dephosphorylation
Cellular component (GO): nucleus
Molecular function (GO): protein tyrosine phosphatase activity
Source: RefSeq, a predicted model, not a curated record